Messenger RNA from Apis mellifera (honey bee), 633 nucleotides. RefSeq names its product cytochrome b5. Bases 163 to 534 code for a protein of 123 amino acids. Lineage: Eukaryota; Metazoa; Arthropoda; Insecta; Hymenoptera; Apidae. The record is from RefSeq and is a predicted model, not a curated record. Gene Ontology annotation, cellular component: membrane; intracellular membrane-bounded organelle. Gene Ontology annotation, molecular function: heme binding. The transcript is spliced from 4 exons.
AUCCAAGUAUCUCCUCUCAUUUAACGAUGGAAUAGUGAAGAGACUUGAUCUUUCCAAGCGUUUCCAUCGUUUAAUAAAUCUCAAUAUUUUCUUUUUUCUUUUUCUUUUCUCCAAUUAAAUAUUCGUAUAUUGAAAUUGUAUUUUUUAAUAAAUAAAAAAAAAAUGAACGAAUUAGCGAGAUAUUCGUUGAAAGAAGUUGCGACACGAGAUGGAAAAGAAGAAGCGAGAGUGUGGAUUGUUAUUUACGAUAUGGUUUAUGACGUAACGGAUUACAAGGAUAAGCAUCCUGGUGGGACAGAAUUGAUCGAAGAAUAUGCAGGACAAGAUGCAACACGUGGUUUUGAUGAGUUUGGUCACAGUACAGAUGCAAAACGUAUACUAAAGAACUAUCUUGUGGGUGAAUUAGUAGAGGAAGACAAAAUAAAGAAUAGAAGAAAAAAGAAUAGAAUAUCUAUAAAUGGAAUCGAUAUAGAGGAAAAAGGUAGAAGAAGAAGAAGAUUUCUAUCUAUGUUAUGUGGCAAAUGUGCAACGUGACAAAGGAACGAUUUUAACUCGACAAAUUGUAUGUGUAAAUAAUAUAUUAUUUAUUUUAUUUUUAUUUUUUAUUUUAAUAAAUAAUAUAUUAAUUUAAUU